This is a messenger RNA of Cariama cristata (Red-legged seriema), 2256 nucleotides long. It is a transcript of the gene LRIF1, whose product is annotated as ligand dependent nuclear receptor interacting factor 1. Lineage: Eukaryota; Metazoa; Chordata; Aves; Cariamiformes; Cariamidae. The record is from RefSeq and is a predicted model, not a curated record. The transcript is spliced from 3 exons. Gene Ontology annotation, molecular function: nuclear retinoic acid receptor binding. Bases 10 to 2256 code for a protein of 748 amino acids. Gene Ontology annotation, biological process: regulation of DNA-templated transcription.
GCAGGCUGUAUGUACCGAGUAGUUCAGACGACGGGACCAGAUGGAAAAAACCUUCUGAAAUUACUUCCAAUUUCUAAAUCUUCUGGAAGCUUUGUGCCAAUAGUUCAGUCUUCAGCCAUGCCAAAUAACUCUAAAGCGAAUAUUUCUAGUCCAGUCCAUCUUACUUUUAAGACACAGCUUGCCAAUACUACUGCACCUUCAUCUGUUAACAUACCUGUUUUUCAGUCUCCUAAUCCUGGAAAGAUUAUUCUUACAAGGACAUUAGACAAACAGGAAAGUGUUAGUGCAGGUUCUGAAAAAGAAAGCUUAAUUCCAAAAUCAGCUGCUAACAUCCAGAGCAGUUGUGUUUCAGUUGAUAGACUGUCUUUGCAGAACAUUACUGUAACAAGUUCAUCUAACCAGAGUAACAGUGCAUACAUGGUGGUAAACACAAAAAGUCUUCCAGUUACUGUGAAGUCUCCAGUAUUGCCCUCUGGCCACCACCUCCAGAUACCAGCUGAUGCAGAAGUGAAAUCUGUCCCAGCUUCUUUUUUACCACCUGCAAUACAGCAAAAAAUACUUGCAGCUGCGGCAACAAAUGUGUCUGGAGGAGCUGACAGUACAAAAAUGCCAACUGUUAUUUACGUGUCACCAGUGAACACAGUGAAAACAGUACUUCCCAAGCGUUUGCAAACCAUUUGCCCAAAACCUGCCACAGAAGUUUCAAAAACAUUAAUAAUGACAGCUACACAAAAGGGAAAUAGUUGUUCUCCUGAGACAGUAACAUCUGAUGGUCAGCAGUGCCAGCAAACUCCAAUGAAAUGGAUUGUACAAGAAGGUCCACAGUCGUCAGCGCCUUGCCUUAUUCCUGUAAAGUCAUCAAAUAAUGUGGCUUCCAAGAUCUUGAAAACUUUGUCAGACAUGAAGAAUGUAGAAGUUAACUCUACAAAUAUUUUACCACUCAGUUCUAGUGGUCCCAGUGGAAGCCAAACAAAAAUCACACCUAUUAAAGAUAAUGCUCUGGUCAUGUACAAUGGGAGGGUCUAUUUGUUGACCAAAAGAGGCUCGGAUGUUUUAUCAGCCCAAGCUGACAAACAAACAUCUUCCUCUUCUGAUGCUUCACUUAAAAAGGAGACAUCCACGCUAAUUGAUUCUACUGCAGUCAAUAAAAUAACCAAUAAAGUAGUGAAUCUGGUAUUGUCAAAAAGCAAGGGAAUGGUGUUGUCUCAGAAAGAUCCGAAACCAUGUACAAACUCAAAAAAUUCUUCACCAACUGGCUUAAGAAAUGACUUAAAAUCUGCACCUGCAGCUCUGGUGACAUCAAGUGCUAAUCAGCAGAAUUCCACUGUAAACCAGAGAAAGAGUUUGCCCUUCACCGAGAACAUUUCAAGUGGAGUGACCCCUGUUACAGCGGUAGGGACGCAGGAAAAUGUAUGCCAAAAUGACAAAGAAAAGAUUCAUUCCCCCAAAGCAGCAAGUGCUGUUUUACCUCAGUCUAAGCAAGAGUGUGCUUUCAGUGAAGACUGGCAAAAGAUCCAGUCUGAAAAGAUGAAUUCACCGGGAAGGGUUAUUCAAAUCAAACAUGAAGAGAAGCCACAUUGGAAAAAAUACUUGGAAUUAAGGAAAAAAUUUGGUCUUUCCAAGGAGGAGAGAGUGUACCUUAAGAGAAUACCAUUAAGGACCUCCUAUGAGAAAACAGAAGAAAGGGUUUGUUCCAGUAACAACUUGAAAACGAAAAAUGAUUCUUGCAGCUCAUCAUCAUUAGAUGUGGAAAUAAAUCAACAUCAGGAAUGUGUUAAAGAGGAAAAGAUAAUUGUGGAUCUGGAAGAGGAUUUGACUAAGAAAAGAAAAAUAAAAUCCUCAUCAGUGUCAGACAGUGGAAAGAGAAGGAAAACUUCAGUCAAAUCAGCCACAAGUCCAAGUUCAGAAAAUACCAGCUCAAGUUCCAGUGUACUUGACAGAAGUGUUUCACCUCCACCAGUCUUACCGCAGCAAAGUAUUUCCACAGACUUUGUGAUACCAUCUCUAGGGAAGGACUCUGAGCAAGACCCAUACUCUCAAUAUGGUGACAUUACAGACUCAAAUACUCCAGUUAUAGUGUCUUGUGAAGGUGAUACUUCAGUUCUUGAAGGUUCUUUCAGAAAUGAUACUUUCCCUUCAGCUCCCCCAGACUUGGAUGAAACAAUACGGGAUGAAAAAAUAAAACGACUUAAACAGCUCUUAAGAGAACGAGAAGCAGCGCUUGAAGAGAUGCGUAGAAAAAUGCAGCAAAGCUGA